Molecule: messenger RNA, 1691 nt
Organism: Nicotiana attenuata
Lineage: Eukaryota; Viridiplantae; Streptophyta; Magnoliopsida; Solanales; Solanaceae
Product: enolase
Exons: 17
Coding region: 64-1398 (444 amino acids)
Biological process (GO): glycolytic process
Cellular component (GO): phosphopyruvate hydratase complex
Molecular function (GO): magnesium ion binding; phosphopyruvate hydratase activity
Source: RefSeq, a predicted model, not a curated record
UCGUGGCGUAGCGUCUUAUUCCCACUCUCACAAACAACCCAACACCUUCGAACGCGUAUCCCAAUGGCAACUAUCAAGUCCGUCAAGGCUCGUCAGAUCUUCGAUAGCCGUGGUAAUCCUACGGUUGAGGUUGAUGUACAUUUGUCAAAUGGUGUCUGGGCUAGAGCUGCUGUUCCUAGUGGCGCAUCCACUGGAAUAUAUGAAGCCCUUGAAUUGAGGGAUGGAGGGUCCGACUACCUUGGCAAGGGCGUUUCAAAGGCCGUAAACAAUGUCAACUCAAUUAUUGGACCAGCUCUUGUUGGCAAGGACCCAACUGAUCAGACUGGUCUUGAUAACUAUAUGGUUCAUCAGCUAGAUGGAACGCAAAAUGAGUGGGGUUGGUGCAAGCAAAAGCUUGGUGCAAAUGCCAUCCUUGCUGUGUCACUUGCAGUGUGUAAAGCUGGCGCUGCUGUCAAGAACGUUCCACUUUAUAAGCAUAUUGCUGAUUUGGCAGGUAACAAAAAGUUGGUUUUGCCAGUUCCUGCUUUCAAUGUCAUCAAUGGUGGGUCCCAUGCUGGAAAUAAGCUUGCGAUGCAGGAAUUUAUGAUUCUUCCUGUUGGAGCUUCUAGUUUUAAGGAGGCCAUGAAGAUGGGUUGUGAAGUGUAUCACCAUUUGAAGGCUGUGAUUAAGAAGAAAUAUGGCCAGGAUGCAACAAAUGUUGGUGAUGAGGGCGGUUUUGCUCCUAAUAUCCAGGAAAAUAAGGAGGGCCUUGAAUUGCUAAAGACAGCCAUCGAAAAAGCAGGUUAUACUGGAAAAGUUGUUAUCGGAAUGGAUGUUGCAGCAUCUGAAUUCUAUGGAAAGGACAAUACGUAUGAUCUGAACUUCAAAGAAGAGAAUAACAAUGGCUCCCAAAAGAUCUCAGGUGACCAGCUCAAAGAUUUGUACAAGUCAUUUGUGUCUGAGUACCCUAUUGUUUCAAUUGAAGAUCCAUUUGACCAAGAUGACUGGGAAACCUAUGCUAAGCUCACUGCUGAGAUUGGGGAGAAAGUACAAAUUGUGGGAGAUGACCUUCUUGUCACCAAUCCUAAGAGAGUUGCCAAGGCAAUCCAAGAGAAGACUUGCAAUGCCCUUCUUCUUAAGGUUAACCAAAUAGGCAGUGUGACCGAGAGUAUCGAAGCUGUAAAAAUGUCUAAGCGGGCUGGUUGGGGUGUAAUGACUAGCCACCGCAGUGGAGAGACAGAGGAUACCUUCAUUGCUGAUCUUGCUGUGGGUUUGUCAACGGGGCAAAUCAAGACUGGAGCUCCCUGCAGAUCGGAACGUCUUGCAAAGUACAACCAGCUCUUGAGAAUUGAAGAGGAACUUGGGUCAGAUGCUGUAUAUGCUGGAGCAAGCUUCCGCACCCCUGUUGAGCCCUACUAAACAUGAACUGUUACUCUGGAAUGUGGAGGGGAGUCUCUUAGGCUGACCAAAUUGCCAAUAAGGAAAUGGUCAUUCUAUGAUGGUAUCUGACCGAUUUUCAAAUUCCAAACUUUAACAGUUUUUAUUCUGAUAUUUUGAGUCUUGACAAUUCUGAACUGAGAAAUGGUUCUGGUAGGCAGAGCAUAUCUUAUUCUGACUGCUGGUCUUGUAACCGGAUGUGCAGUUUAUAGUACUUUUUCAAGAUUUUGAUGUUCCGGUUUUGCAUAAAUCAUAGAUUUUGCCUUGCUAUGUAA